GUAUUCUCGUGUCCCUCUCUUCUCAUCUCAGUCUGAACUCAGAUCAAAAUGGCACAGCCUCUGCUCUUUAUUCUCAUCAGUACACUUUUCUAUGAAGUAAAUUCCCUAACCUGCUAUCAGUGCAUACCGGAGACCUCUAUUAAAUGCACUGAAACUAAAGUGGAGUGUCCUGUUGGUCAGUGUGGGACUAUGAGAACCACAUCUUAUAUGGGAAACAACACAUUGGCUGACAUGAUCAUGAAGAACUGCUCUCAAACCAAUCAAUGCGUGACUGCAUCCGCAAACUUUGGAAUUACAAAAAUAGUCAUUAACAAUCAGUGCUGCAACACUAACCUGUGCAAUACCCAGACUGAACCCGAAUCCCCCAAGAUGAUCCCGAAUGGAAUCCACUGCCACACUUGCAGUGGAGAAGACUGUGCAUCAGCUUUACCUUGUGUAGACGAGGAAGAUCACUGUAUCAAGGCAACAGUCUUUAGUGAUGGACAGAUGAUGACGAUGAAAGGAUGUGCGACCAGAAGUUUUUGUAAUGGUGACUUGUCCACAAAGAUCGGCCAGUCCAGCAUAUCGGCGGACCAGAGCUGCUGUAAAGGUCAUCUGUGUAACAGCGCUCCAACAGUCAGUCUUAGCCGCUUCUUUCAGCUGGGGAUUCUGAUGUACAUCCUACAGACCGCAUUUUGAGCUUUCAAUUGUCAUGAUUCUCUGAGGUUUACAUUUGACAAGAAAUUUAAAUAAUAAUAAUUAAAUCCAGCCAACAUUCUUGCAUGCUGGUUAUAUCGGUAAAAUUAUCAUUUAAAUAUAUAUAUUGUUAAUGCCUGAUUCUAGGAUGCGAGUAUUGAGUACUUGUCAAGUUGCCCAUUUUGUAUAUAGGCCUACUGAAAUUUUCACUUAGCCAUUUUUGCUUCUCUUUUGUAAUAUUCAAAGAUCAAAGAUUUGCAAAGAAUGGGCAGUAAAUAUCUAACUCUUCUGAUAAUUUUAAUCUA
Messenger RNA from Carassius carassius (crucian carp), 980 nucleotides. RefSeq names its product neuromast-expressed gpi-anchored lymphocyte antigen 6 (gene negaly6). The record is from RefSeq and is a predicted model, not a curated record. Bases 49 to 678 code for a protein of 209 amino acids. Lineage: Eukaryota; Metazoa; Chordata; Actinopteri; Cypriniformes; Cyprinidae. The transcript has 5 exons.